This is a messenger RNA of Glycine soja, 1976 nucleotides long. RefSeq names its product transcription factor MYC2-like. The coding region runs from base 251 to 1645 and encodes 464 amino acids. Gene Ontology annotation, biological process: regulation of DNA-templated transcription. The record is from RefSeq and is a predicted model, not a curated record. Gene Ontology annotation, cellular component: nucleus. Lineage: Eukaryota; Viridiplantae; Streptophyta; Magnoliopsida; Fabales; Fabaceae. The transcript has a single exon. Gene Ontology annotation, molecular function: transcription cis-regulatory region binding; DNA-binding transcription factor activity; protein dimerization activity.
ACCCUUUCCGAAUUCCUAAUGCAUUCUUUCUUUAUUUUUUUUCCUUUUCCUUCUCUAAUUAACAAUAUCACACUGUUUCCUUACGCUAAAAGGACUGUUUAUCCGUACACCAUUUAUUCCUCAUCUUUAUUCUAUUAAUGCCCAAUCCUCCUCGCCCAUUUGUUUCAUUCUACCUCACUCUUCUAACCUCAUCACUCCUCACACAACACACUUGCCUCUUCUACCUCCCUCCACUUCUAGUUCUUCCCACAUGGAGGAUUUAAUCAUAUCUCCUUCUUCGUCUUCCUCUUUGGUCUCUCUACCCCAUGAAAACCCAACACCAACACCAACCCUUCUACAAAAACUCCAAUUCCUCCUCCAAAGCCAACCCGAUUGGUGGGUCUACGCCAUUUUCUGGCAAGCCUCACACGACGACAAUGGCAACCUCUACUUAUCCUUCGGAGAGGGCCAUUUCCAAGGCACCAAAGAAACUUCCCCAAAGUCACUAACCAUUCCCACAAAGAAGUUCAUGAGAGCCCCCACAAACGACACCAACAACAUCAACGACGCCGAGUGGUUCUACGUCGUGUCGUUGACUCGCACCUUCGCAGUCAACAAUAAUGCUUCUUCUUCUUCUUCUUCUCUCCCGGGAAAGUCUUUUGCUUUAGGCUCGGUUCUCUGGCUCAACAACAUGCACGAGCUCCAAUUCUACAACUGCGAGAGAUCAAACGAGGCGCAAGUGCACGGGAUCGAAACGUUGAUCUGCAUCCCGACACAAAAUGGCGUCGUCGAAAUGGGAUCCUACGACACCAUCAAACAAAACUGGAACCUCGUACAGCACGUUAAGUCUCUCUUCAUAACCCCUCCAGAUCCGGUUCCUGUCGAAAUCCUCGACGACCACACCAUCUCCUUCGCCGACAUCGGCAUCGUUGCCGGAGUCCAAGAAACCAAAAAGCGGAGAAUAAACCAAACACAAACACAAAAACCUCCCAGGAAAAACGACAACUAUGUCAACUCCGAACACUCCGAUUCGGAUUGUCCCACGUUGCCAACCGCCACCACCCCGACAACCUCGGAGCCGAAGAAAAGAGGGAGAAAACCGAUUCUCGGACGCGAGACUCCGGUAAACCACGUGGAGGCAGAGAGACAACGUAGGGAGAAGCUCAAUCAUCGAUUCUAUGCGCUUCGUGCUGUUGUUCCGAAUGUUUCGAGGAUGGACAAGGCUUCGCUGUUGUCGGACGCUGUCGCCUACAUCAGCGAGCUGAAGGCGAAGAUUGAGUACUUAGAGUCGCAGCAGCCGAGAGACAGUAGUAAAAAAGUGAAGACAGAAAUGACGGAUACUCUAGAUAACCAUAGCACCACGACAAUAUCGACAGUGGUGGAUCAAAGCGGGCCUGAACCUAGAUUGGGCCCAAGCCCGCUUGGUCUCGAGGUCGAUGUGAAAAUCGUGGGGCCCGAUGCCAUGGUUAGGGUACAAUCAGAAAAUGUGAACCACCCUGGGGCGAGGCUAAUGGGUGCUUUGAGAGACCUAGAAUUUCAGGUUCAUCACGCUAGCAUGUCUUGUGUUAACGAUCUCAUGCUUCAAGAUGUGGUUGUUAAGCUUCCCAAUGGAAUGAGGAGUGAAGAGGGUCUUAAAUCUGCGAUUCUGAUGAGGUUGGAUCAGUGACACUGGUGAGGUUAUUAGCUGUAAUGUAACUGUGAGAUGUUGUUGCUGUUCAUAGUAGUCGGUUUUUGGUGUACGUUAUAGAUAAUUUGUAUUUAUCUUUUUUGUUUUUUUGGGGGGUCUUUGUCUUGCGUGGUGCUUGAUGACGGUGGGGUUGGCUCCAACCUGCAAUUAUGUGAGGGAAUCUAAGAAGCCUGUCGUUUAUGUUUUGUAUAUAUAAUAAUCCUUUUGGAUUUUGAAGUUGAUCAAGAACUAGACUAGAAGAAAAAGUGGUCGCCAUCUUGUUUUAACAUUCCUCAAAAUACAAAUAUUAUAAUCCAAACCCUAUAAUCUA